AUGGACAUGGUGAUCACAAAUAUACAACAGCAACGUCAAGUGACCGAACAGCUCCGACGCGAAGCCGCUAUCAAGCGCAUCACUGUCAGCAAAGCUGUCGAGGACAUAAUGAAAUACAUCACCGAGCACGAACAAGAGGAUUGCUUGCUUGUUGGGUUCUCCUCCCAGAAGUCAAACCCCUUCCGCGAGAAAAGUUCUUGUAUACUUCUAUAA
This is a messenger RNA of Cotesia congregata, 213 nucleotides long. NCBI's taxonomy places the organism in Eukaryota, Metazoa, Arthropoda, Insecta, Hymenoptera, Braconidae. The record is from the annotation of a GenBank genome assembly.